AUGGACUCGCCCGCGUGGAUGUUCACAAAGGCGCUCAGCCAUAGACAAAAAGUAACCCGUCUCUACAAGCGUUGCCUUCGCGAAGUGGACAAUUGGUACGGAGGAAACAAUCUUGAAGUUCGUUUCCAAAAAUGCAUCAUCCGUGCUCGCUUCGAUGCAAACAAAGAUGAGAUCGACACUCGCAAGAGCCAGAUUCUUUUGGCCGACGGAUGUCGUCAAUUGUGGGAGAAGCGUCAUUUUAAACCAUUCCGUUUUGCUCUAGAUCCAGGAGGUUCCAGCUACGACCGUGAACGUGAAUCACCUGACGAGAUUGUCGAUUCUGAUCAAUGGACAUUGGCUGAACGUGAACAGUUCCCAUACUACUUCAAUACUCGUGAACAGAGAAAGAAGGAGUUGUUGGCUCAUUGGGCCAAGAUUGAAAAGGCUUGGGAUGAGGAAAUCGCUUCGAUUCAAACUCAAUUGCCGGCAGCUGCCCCAACCGUUUCGAAAUAA
Messenger RNA from Caenorhabditis remanei, 492 nucleotides. RefSeq lists its product as uncharacterized. The coding region runs from base 1 to 492 and encodes 163 amino acids. The transcript is spliced from 2 exons. Gene Ontology annotation, biological process: mitochondrial electron transport, NADH to ubiquinone. NCBI's taxonomy places the organism in Eukaryota, Metazoa, Nematoda, Chromadorea, Rhabditida, Rhabditidae. The record is from RefSeq and is a predicted model, not a curated record.